Messenger RNA from Lycium barbarum (goji berry), 417 nucleotides. Lineage: Eukaryota; Viridiplantae; Streptophyta; Magnoliopsida; Solanales; Solanaceae. The record is from the annotation of a RefSeq genome assembly.
AUGGCAAAAGCUAUACCGAAAAUUAGUUCGCGUAGGAGUGGACGUAUUGGUUCACGUAAGGGUGCACGUAGAAUACCAAAGGGAGUUAUUCAUGUUCAAGCAAGUUUCAAUAAUACCAUUGUCACUGUUACAGAUGUACGGGGUCGAGUAGUUUCUUGGUCCUCUGCUGGUACUUCUGGAUUCAAAGGUACGAGAAGAGGAACACCGUUUGCUGCUCAAACCGCAGCAGCAAACGCUAUCCGGACAGUAGUGGAUCAAGGUAUGCAACGAGCAGAAGUCAUGAUAAAAGGUCCCGGUCUCGGACGAGAUGCAGCAUUACGAGCUAUUCGUCGAAGUGGUAUACUAUUAACUUUCGUACGGGAUGUAACUCCUAUGCCACAUAAUGGCUGUAGACCUCCGAAAAAAAGACGUGUGUAG